Molecule: messenger RNA, 1356 nt
Organism: Magallana angulata
Lineage: Eukaryota; Metazoa; Mollusca; Bivalvia; Ostreida; Ostreidae
Exons: 5
Coding region: 63-800 (245 amino acids)
Biological process (GO): cell-matrix adhesion
Cellular component (GO): lysosome; extracellular region
Molecular function (GO): calcium ion binding
Source: RefSeq, a predicted model, not a curated record
UGAUAAAGUUUUCAAAACGAAGUCUACAGCAAAUAUAGUACAAAUGCAGUACCGAUGGGUAAAUGAAUACAGCUAGAAUGAAUCUGUUUUACAGUAUAACUAUAUUGGUAAGCAUUGCAGGAAUUCUACCUUAUUGUAACUCUCAGAAAUGUUGCACAGUCGAUGAAUGGACGGCCGACAUGUUUCUUGACUAUGGAUUGGUGUUUAGUGAUAACAAGAAAGAAGCUACAAAAUCAGCUUACUCAUACAUCAAUGGGACAGUAAAAGUGACGUACGAUUAUCCUAACAGAAGGACCUACUUAAAAAUUCAUGGAGCGCAAGUAUCGCAUUUACUUCCGGAUCCCAUGCCAUUCGACACCACCAUAAUCAAUGAUUACAAAAAAGGUAUUCAAUAUAACAUAUGGUCGGACGGAAGUUGUAUGAAAUCCACAAUCAAAAACAUGACGAAACAAUGUAUACCAGACGAUGCUGAAUUGGUGAACACGGGUUCCCUGGUAACGGAAUGGAACACAGUCCAGAACUACAGAUAUACAACGACUGAUGAUAUUCCGGCACACGUUGACGCCACAAUCUUCCAGUUUACAUCUCCAGCAUCUUGUAACCCCGUACACAUGGUGUACUUUGUUGGCAGCGUGAAGAGCGGAAGUGGUACACUCAUCAACCUAGAUGUCAUGAAUGUUGUUCCUUACUCCAUUGAUCCAUCUGUAUUCAAUGUCCCUCCCCAGUGCAAGGAUAUUACAGCCUUGGUAAACAGAAACACUAUGCUGGAACGCCUUUUAGAAUUAAACAUAUUUAUAUAAAAUGGUUUAUUAGAUGCUUAAAUGUAUAAAAGAAAGUUAAGCUUUUUUACAAGAUAACUAACUGGUACACAAUAAAGUUAAAAGUAUUGAUUUUGAUUGUGUCAUUUUAAUUGCCAAACACAAAACAAAAAGCAACAAAAAUAUGUAUUGGGUUUAUAAAAUAGGUACCAAAUUGCUCUACAUCAGCCCCCAUCUAUUAUAAUUGACAAGUAUCGAAGAACCGCUAGAGAUCUGUAGCCAUUAAUUUUUUUUUUGAAGAGACUCCCCCUAAAUAUUUGAACACAUUCUAGUAUGUUGCAAAUACUUCAUUUAAAUUAUUUCUUUUUAAAGUUUGAGAUGUUUUUAAGAAUCAUCAAUAACCAAAAGGUAACCCUAGAGAAAAAUACAUUAAAUCUAUACAAGGUAAAUUUUUCUCAGACAAAGAGGGAAAGCCGCUUUAAGUAACACUGUGAAAAUGAUCUUUCAUGUAGGUGUGUUAAGUACUUUCAAACCUACAUUAUUAUUAUAGAUAUUCAAUACAUAAAUAAAUCAUGAUUUUGGUUUCCAGGGUUAUCAG